UGAUGCUUGGUUCCCUUUUAACAUUUCUGGAGCUGAUUUUUGUUUGUAGAAGGCUCAGAAUUUGAGCUUUGGGAAUGUGGAGAGACAUUUUCAAAGUAAGAAACUUAUGGUUUCUGACUAUGGCUAAAGAGAAAUAAUUAAAUAUUCAAAACACAAUGAAGAGUCAGUUUCUGCUAAACAAUAGAAAUUUCUUUCAGGCUGGACCAUUAACCAAAGUGAAGAUUUGUGAGGACAAAGAAGGAAAACCUAAGUCUUUUGGCUAUGUCUGCUUUAAACACAAAGUAUCAGUGCCUUAUGCAAAAGCUCUGCUGGAUGGAAUCUGUUUGUAUGGAAGACCAAUUACUGUGCAGUAUUGGAGAGGGAGCUCUCCCUCACCAGAACUAGACAGUUGUGCAGAUGGUUUUGAACACCAUAUUGACUUAGAGUCUCUUGCAGAAAGGCAUCAAGAGCUUUCUGGAAAUUCUCCAUUUCCUGUUACCCCUUUGCCAGUGAACAACAGUUUACUUCAUGAUCACCCUGGCUUUCAAGAGAAUCAAGACUGCACGGAGUUACCCUGAAUUUGCCACAUCCAAGUGACUGUGAAGUGCACCAAGCAGGAUGAAAGAAAGAGAAAAUGGCAAAGUUGUGACAAUUACUAGUACUGAAGAUAAUAAAAGGAGACAAAGACAGUGUGGCCAAAACUGGGGAAAAAAAAACCCAAACCCCAAGAAAAAGACAUCUUAAUACUGUAUAUUUUUAUUAUUAUAUUUGCUUUCAUCUUUGAACUUUAUUAAAGAAGGAAUGUUCCAGAUUCUUAGUAUUUUUGAAAUGCAUUAUGCAUACAAACUUAGAAUAUCCUGAGGCAGAAGGGUCAUGGAAUCCAGCUGGACCCGAACCCUCCGUGUUGUCCCCCUUCCCAUCCCCUCCCAGCACACCAGCCCCCUGGGGAACA
This is a messenger RNA of Pyrgilauda ruficollis (rufous-necked snowfinch), 931 nucleotides long. It is a transcript of the gene RBM11, whose product is annotated as RNA binding motif protein 11. The coding region runs from base 156 to 557 and encodes 133 amino acids. NCBI's taxonomy places the organism in Eukaryota, Metazoa, Chordata, Aves, Passeriformes, Passeridae. The record is from RefSeq and is a predicted model, not a curated record. Gene Ontology annotation, molecular function: single-stranded RNA binding. Gene Ontology annotation, biological process: regulation of alternative mRNA splicing, via spliceosome. The transcript is spliced from 4 exons. Gene Ontology annotation, cellular component: nucleus.